Molecule: messenger RNA, 1771 nt
Organism: Solanum verrucosum
Lineage: Eukaryota; Viridiplantae; Streptophyta; Magnoliopsida; Solanales; Solanaceae
Product: aldehyde dehydrogenase 1-like
Exons: 9
Coding region: 146-1648 (500 amino acids)
Molecular function (GO): aldehyde dehydrogenase (NAD+) activity
Source: RefSeq, a predicted model, not a curated record
UAACUGCCCCUCACAAGAAAAAGACUCCGGCUGACUUCCAGCCUAUAAAUAGGCUGUAUGUAAGCAUGUGUUAUUUCUAUUCCAGUUCCAUAAGACACAGGGCAACGCAACAGUAACAGAAGCAAAAAAUUUAAAGUGAAAAAAAAUGGCGGAAUCGAAUGGGAAUUCAGAAACUCAAUUUCAAAUUCCGAAAAUUAAGUUCACAAAGCUGUUCAUCAAUGGUGAAUUCGUCGAUUCCGUUUCAGGAAAUACGUUUGAAACGAUAGAUCCAAGAAAUGAGGAGGUUAUUGCAAGAAUUAGUGAAGGUGACAAGGAGGAUGUUGAUUUGGCUGUCAAAGCCGCCCGUGAAGCUUUCGACAAUGGCCCUUGGCCUCGCUUAUCCCCCUCGGAGAGGAGAAGGAUAAUGCUGAAAUUCGCGGAUUUAAUGGUAGAAAAUGCAGAGGAAAUAGCAGCAUUGGAUGCAAUGGAUGCAGGGAAGUUAUUUGUUCCUGUAAAGAACAUGGACAUUCCAGCUGCAGCCGAAGUUAUUCGCUAUUAUGCUGGUGCAGCCGAUAAAAUCCAUGGAACGACUCUCAAAAUGUCACGCGAGUUACAAGGAUACACAUUGCUCGAACCAAUUGGUGUUGUCGGACACAUUAUUCCUUGGAAUUUCCCAACUCAGAUGUUUGUUAUGAAGGUUGCCCCUGCAUUAGCAGCUGGUUGCACUAUGAUUGUCAAACCUGCCGAACAAACUCCUCUUUCCGCUCUCUAUUAUGCUCAAUUGGCUAAGCAGGCAGGUGUUCCCGAUGGGGUGAUCAAUGUCGUAACAGGAUUUGGUUCUACUGCUGGUGCUGCACUUUGCUCGCAUAUGGACGUAGACAAGAUAAGCUUCACAGGUUCGACAGAAGUAGGACGUCUAGUAAUGCAGGCUGCAGCAUUAAGUAAUUUAAAACCUGUCUCGCUAGAAUUGGGAGGGAAGUCGCCUUUUAUAGUAUUCGAUGAUGUAGAUGUUGACAAAGUUGCACCACUUGCCCUAGUUGGAAUCCUAUACAACAAGGGAGAAAUUUGUGUUGCUGGAUCUCGUCUUUUCAUCCAAGAAGGUAUUUACGACAAAUUUGUCAAGAAAUUGGAAAAGAUGGCGAAAACAUGGGUGGUUGGUGAUCCUUUUGAUCCAAAUUCUCAUCAAGGACCUCAAGUUGAUAAAAAACAGUAUGAGAGAGUACUUUCGUACAUUGAAUAUGGCAAGAGGGAGGGUGCAAAAUUGCUAACGGGGGGCAAUGCAUUGGAUAGGAAGGGUUAUUUCAUUGAGCCAACCAUAUUUAUUGAUGUUGAAGAUGAUAUGACAAUUGCAAAAGAAGAAAUAUUUGGACCUGUACUGGCAGUAAUGAAGUUCAAGACGGUAGAGGAGGUGAUCAAGAGAGCUAACUGUACAAAUUAUGGACUAGCAGCAGGUGUUAUGACCAAUGACUUGAACAUUGCUAACACAGUUUCAAGAUCGAUUCGAGCUGGUGUUAUCUGGAUAAACUGUUACUUUGCUUUCGAUCCGGAUUGCCCAUUUGGAGGAUACAAAUGCAGUGGCUUUGAAAGAGAUUUGGGAAUGGAAGGACUUCAUAAGUAUCUUCAAGUUAAAUCUGUAGCCACUCCUAUUUACAACUCUCCUUGGUUGUAAAUUUGCAGAAAGAUUUUUACUAUAUGCCAUAGUAUCUCUCAUGUUAUACCAUAUGACCAGAAAAUAAUUUUUUCUUGUUGGUUUGAUGUCUUUGGAUUUUGGGCUAUAGAAAAAGUUCAGUUG